Messenger RNA from Exophiala spinifera, 2979 nucleotides. RefSeq lists its product as uncharacterized. The transcript has 2 exons. NCBI's taxonomy places the organism in Eukaryota, Fungi, Ascomycota, Eurotiomycetes, Chaetothyriales, Herpotrichiellaceae. The coding region runs from base 1 to 2979 and encodes 992 amino acids. Gene Ontology annotation, molecular function: ATP binding; ATP-dependent chromatin remodeler activity. The record is from RefSeq and is a predicted model, not a curated record.
AUGCUCGGGCUGCCUCAAUCGGCCAUUCCCUCAACGAAGUCGAACGGUCCAUGCGCCGAUAGGCAGACAAAAUGCAAGUUAAACGUUCCUCCCCCUCCAACAACAGGCUAUCGAGCGUCGCGCGAACGUGGCGAGCCGCCCUCCAAGCGAAGGCGGACCGACGAAACAUGUCGUGACGAUGCCUUUACUUCCAUCAAGCAAGAUAUUGGCGACUUUAUAUGGAUAGACCAAGACAGCCAGUUCCACACUGCGCCUGUUCCACCUAUCGAGGCUGUCAGCGCAGGAACCGAGGUGGAAGACCUCUUGAGUAUCCUGCGCUUCCGAGAUAUUGGCCCCCAGACAGUCGCUCCUAGCUUCGAGGAUGAGACACUCGAAAGCAUUCGACGCAUUCUCGCAGAUGAGGAUGACGCAUUGUUCAGUCCAGCGACGGGUCAGAGCAACGGUUGUCAAAGCUCGGAGUCACCUACCGAGGAGGUCUGCUUUGGAACGGUGGGCCCGAUGCCCCUAGCCUUGAACCCCGAUAAACCCCCCGUGUUGCCUACAACUCUUGUCAAGAUACACGUGUUGCACAACGUCCGGCUCGAUUACGAUGAUGGGUCGGUAUUUCUCGACGAUGGCUCGAUCAUCGGGCAGCUCGACUUGCGAACUGCUGAGAUUCUUCGUGAGCUAGAUUCGGAUGCCAGGAUAUCGAUACAGGUCCGCUGUGUCUUAUCACGCGCCGAUACUCAAGGCCCAAAACAUAGGGAUGGCCGUCUCUUCUCGGAAGUCCGUGCGACCCUGGCAGCAAUUAUUUACGGCCCUUAUCUUCUGUACGACCAAGUGGGAGACUUUUUCGAAGACUGCGAUGUCUGCCUGCAAGACCCUCCAGCCGGCUGUGCCCGAAACGUUCGAUAUAGAAACCCACACAAGCUCUGUGGCCAGGAUAGCGAUGCUCCAAUGACAGUAGACACAGCACUUCUUGCCCGUCAUGACAAUACAGUCAACCAAGAGCUUUCAACAGAACAUCUAGACCACCUAGACUUUAACGGGGAUCUUCCCGAAGCAGAGGUACCGUCAGCCCUGUGCACUCAACUCCAUAAACACCAGCGGCAGGGUCUCUAUUUUAUGAAAACGAGAGAGCGUGGCUGGUGUGCGGAAAAUGGCCUCAAAGAUAUCUGGAAAACGACAGAGGUCUGUGGCGUCCUGAUGUAUUGGAACACAAUCAAUGAUGACGUCCAGGAGGAGCCGCCUGAAGAAUUCAGAGGAGGGCUUCUGCUGGAUGACAUGGGUCUGGGAAAGACCUUGACAGCCAUCUCGCUCGUUGCCUCCGACUUGGACAGCGGUGGCACUGCUGGAAUGCUCGCUUGGCCACGAUCCUUCCACCCAUGCAGCCAGGACAUGCGAUGCACCUUGGUCAUUGUGCCUCCGCAAUUACUGCAAAUGUGGGAAGAGCAGCUGUCUACACAUUUGCACCCAGGAAGGAUGCGUUGGACCAAACAUCAUGGUAAUCAUCGUCUCUCUCAGCUCUCCCAAAUAAACAAUUUCGAUGUGAUCCUCACCACCUACAACACAGUCGCAUCGGAGGCCAAAACCUCAAGCAUUCUGUUUCAAGCUCGCUGGCGCCGCAUCAUCCUGGACGAGGCUCAAGAGGUUCGCGACCCACAUACGCAGACUGCGAAGGCAGUAUGUGCACUGAAGGCAGACAGACGAUGGGGGAUCACAGGCACACCUAUACAAAACCAUCUCACCGACUUCCGUGCACUUCUACAGUUUCUUAGAGCACACCCUUAUCACGACCAGACAGUUUUCGCGAGAGAUAUUACCGACAUCUGGCAGAAGACCGAUCCCGAAGCUGCAAUGCAAAGGUUAAUGCGAAUCAUCGCAUCCGUGAGCCUUCGUCGGUCGAGGAAGGCUCUUGUUCUUCCUGCCCGAAUCCACCAAGAUACCUUUCUACCAUUCAGUCCAACGGAGCUCGAACUGUACGAGCCACUGGAGGCACAGGUCAUGAGCAUUCUCAACCAAGAAAUAGCAUCAACCGAUACGUCCACGAAGAGAAACGCUUUGAAAGGCCUCAAUUCACUCCGUCUGAUAUGUAAUUUUGGCACCCUUGCAGACAUGAAGCAUUUCAGACCCUAUGUUACCGAAGCUCAAGAGAUUUUCGACAACCUGCUGAUGGCCGGCGAUACCUCCUGCUGCAAGUGCGCAACUAAUAUAGCAUCCGCGACAGGACCAAGCGAAAAUUGCUCAGGCGUCCCGGCAUUCGAAGUGCUGACAGGAGAACCUGCUAUAUCUCACUGCGAGAAGUACCUAUGUGGGAACUGCAAUCUUGAAGCUCAACACAAUGAUGGUUUCUCCCUGGGGUGGUGUGGUCACAGUCCGCCCUGUACCGUACAGACCGUCCGAGUCACCGAUCCUUCGUCAUAUCUGCACCGACCCUCUGUCGACCAGCUGAAACUCGGCGACUAUCCCACCAAGAUCCGAGCGCUGAUCAAUGAUCUGCAAGCUUUCCCGACUGCAAAGUCCGUCGUGUUCUCAGCAUGGCGAAUGACACUAGACCUGUGCGAUUAUGCACUGUCACUUGCCUCCAUCCCCUUUGUACGCUUUGACGGCACAGUCAGCGAGCCUGACCGCAAAGACGCACUCUCUCGGUUCAGGACUGAUCCAGAAAUCAAAGUCAUCCUGAUCACCAUCUCAUGUGGCGCAGUCGGCUUGGACCUGACUGCCGCUAACCGUGCUUACAUCCUGGAGCCGCAAUGGAACCCGACCGUCGAAGAUCAGGCAUUCGCUCGCAUUCAUCGCAUGGGCCAAAAGAGACCUGUCACAACAAUUCGAUUCUUGAUGAAAGAUUCCUACGAGGAAGAAAUCGUCCAUGUACAGAAACAAAAGCGUGAUUUUGCUGACUUGCUACUGAGCGAGAAGAAAGGCAAAAACGGCAAGGGAGUUCAGAAAGAUAUGUCCCUUGCAUAUGAGACCGUUAAACGUCUAAUUGGUCGGCGGUGA